Messenger RNA from Trichechus manatus latirostris (Florida manatee), 3063 nucleotides. It is a transcript of the gene KCNH4, whose product is annotated as potassium voltage-gated channel subfamily H member 4. The transcript is spliced from 16 exons. Lineage: Eukaryota; Metazoa; Chordata; Mammalia; Sirenia; Trichechidae. Bases 1 to 3063 code for a protein of 1020 amino acids. Gene Ontology annotation, molecular function: voltage-gated potassium channel activity. The record is from RefSeq and is a predicted model, not a curated record. Gene Ontology annotation, cellular component: plasma membrane. Gene Ontology annotation, biological process: regulation of membrane potential; potassium ion transmembrane transport.
AUGCCGGUCAUGAAGGGGUUGCUGGCCCCGCAAAACACCUUUCUGGAUACCAUCGCCACCCGCUUCGACGGCACGCACAGCAAUUUCUUACUGGCCAACGCACAGGGUCCACGGGGCUUUCCUAUCGUCUACUGCUCUGACGGCUUCUGUGAACUCACAGGCUACGGCCGCACCGAGGUCAUGCAGAAAACCUGUAGCUGCCGUUUCCUCUAUGGCCCAGAGACAAGUGAGCCAGCCUUGCAGCAGCUGCACAAGGCCCUGGAGGGCCACCAGGAGCACCGAGCUGAAAUCUGCUUCUAUCGCAAGGAUGGUUCAGCCUUUUGGUGCCUCCUGGACAUGAUGCCCAUCAAGAAUGAGAUGGGGGAGGUUGUGCUGUUCCUCUUUUCCUUCAAGGACAUCACUCAGAGUGGGGGCCCAGGACUUGGCCCCCCAGGAGGCCGUGGGGACAGUAAUCAUGAAAACUCCCUUGGCAGGAGGAAAGCCAGCUCGAAACGUCGGUCCGCCAGGAGGCAGAACCGAACCGUCCUACACCGACUGACUGGCCACUUUGGACGCCGGGGCCAGGGAGGCAUGAAGACCAAUAAUAACAUGUUUGAGCCAAAGUCAUCAGUGCCCGAGUACAAGGUGGCCUCCGUGGGGGGGUCCCGCUGCCUCCUCCUCCACUACAGCGUCCCCAAAGCCAUCUGGGACGGCCUCAUCCUCCUCGCCACUUUCUACGUUGCGGUCACUGUCCCCUACAAUGUCUGCUUCUCGGGCGAUGACGACACCCCCAUCACCUCCCGUCACACUCUUGUCAGCGACAUCGCCGUGGAGAUGCUCUUCAUCCUAGAUAUCAUCCUGAACUUCCGCACCACCUAUGUGUCCCAGUCCGGCCAGGUGAUCUCUGCUCCUCGCUCCAUUGGCCUCCACUACCUGGCCACCUGGUUCUUCGUGGACCUUAUUGCUGCUCUGCCCUUUGACCUGCUUUAUGUCUUCAAUAUCACUGUGACAUCACUGGUGCACCUGCUGAAGACAGUGCGGCUGCUGCGGCUGCUGCGGCUGCUGCAGAAGCUGGAGCGCUACUCACAGUGCAGUGCUGUGGUGCUCACGCUGCUCAUGUCUGUGUUCGCGCUCCUUGCCCACUGGAUGGCCUGCAUCUGGUAUGUCAUUGGGCGCCGGGAGAUGGAGGCCAACGACCCACUGCUCUGGGACAUCGGCUGGCUGCACGAGCUGGGCAAGCGGCUGGAGGUGCCCUACGUCAACGGUUCGGUGGGCGGCCCUUCACGGCGCAGCGCCUACAUUGCUGCGCUCUACUUCACUCUGAGCAGCCUCACUAGCGUGGGCUUCGGCAACGUAUGCGCCAACACCGACGCGGAGAAGAUCUUCUCCAUCUGCGCCAUGCUCAUAGGCGCGCUGAUGCACGCCGUGGUGUUCGGGAACGUGACGGCCAUCAUCCAGCGCAUGUACUCCCGCCGCUCGCUCUACCACACCCGCGUGAAGGACCUCAAGGACUUCAUCCGCGUGCACCGCCUGCCGAGGCCACUCAAACAGCGCAUGCUCGAGUACUUCCAGACCACGUGGGCAGUCAACAGUGGCAUCGAUGCCAAUGAGUUACUGCGUGACUUCCCAGACGAGCUGAGAGCUGACAUUGCUAUGCACCUGAAUCGGGAGAUCCUGCAGCUACCGCUGUUUGGAGCAGCAAGCAGGGGCUGCCUGCGGGCCCUCUCCCUGCACAUCAAGACCUCCUUCUGCGCUCCGGGCGAGUACCUGUUGCGCCGUGGAGAUGCCCUGCAGGCACACUACUAUGUCUGCUCUGGCUCACUUGAGGUGCUCCGUGACAACAUGGUGCUGGCAAUCCUGGGGAAGGGGGACCUGAUUGGGGCAGAUAUCCCUGAGCCGGGGCAGGAGCCUGGGUCAGGGGCAGGCCCGAGCUGCGUGCUGAAGACCAGCGCUGAUGUGAAGGCACUGACCUACUGUGGCCUGCAGCAGCUGAGCGGCCGAGGGCUGGCUGAGGUCCUGAGGCUCUACCCUGAGUAUGGGACUGCCUUCCGGGCUGGCCUGCCCCGGGACCUCACCUUCAACCUGCGCCAGGGCUCUGACACCAAUGGCCUCAGCCGCUUUGCCCGGUCCCCUCGUCUCUCCCAGCCCCACUCUGAAAGGCUCAGCUCCUCCUCAGACAAGACCCUGCCGUCCAUCACAGAGGCCGAGGGUGGGGCAGAGACUGGGGGUGGUCUCAGGCCCCACCGGCCCCUCCUGCUGCCCAACCUUAGCCCAGCACGGCCUCGGGGCUCCCUGGUCAGCCUUUUGGGCGAGGAGCUACCCCCGUUCUCAGCCCUUGUCUCCUCUCCUUCCUUAUCCCCAUCCCCUUCCCCUGCCCUGGCUGGCCAGGGCCACAGCCCCUCACCUCACGGGCCCCCCAGAGGCUCUGCUGCCUGGAAGCCCCCCCAGCUGCUCAUUCCCCCACUGGGAACUUUUGGACCUCCAGACCUCAGUCCCCGGAUAGUGGAUGGCAUUGAGGACUCUGGCAGCACAGCUGAGGCCCCUAACUUCCGGUUCAGCAGGAAGCCUGAGGCCCCAAGGCCCCACUCACAGGCCCCUACUACAGGGACCAGGCCCAGCCAGGGACUGGCCACUGAGGCCGAGGAAGUGAAGGAGAAGGUCGGCAGGCUGAACCAGGAGAUCUCCCGUCUCAACCAGGAAGUGUCUCAGCUUAGCCGGGAGCUUCGGCACAUGAUGAGCCUGCUGCAAGCCAGGCUGGGUCCCCCAGUCCCCCUGACAGCCUCAGCUUGGCCCUCAGAGCCCCUAGACCCUCCUUGCCCCCAGCUGAGGCCUCCAUGUAUCUCUCCCUGUCUGUCUGGACCACCGCCUAACCUCCAGGACACUACGCUCGCUGAGGUCCACCGCCCGGCUAGUAUGGGGACAACAGAGAUGGGUGUUGCCACCCCAGACUCUAGGUCCCCCAUGCUGUCCCCCUACCCCUCACAGCCUGACCCUCUAGGGCCCUCCCUGGUGCCAGAGGCCUCACCCCCAACCCCAGGCCUCAUGAGGCACAGCUUCCGGUCCAGAUCAGACACUUUCCACUGA